Messenger RNA from Nerophis ophidion (straightnose pipefish), 8087 nucleotides. Its product is annotated as 7-methylguanosine phosphate-specific 5'-nucleotidase-like. The record is from RefSeq and is a predicted model, not a curated record. Gene Ontology annotation, cellular component: cytoplasm. Bases 163 to 1188 code for a protein of 341 amino acids. Gene Ontology annotation, molecular function: magnesium ion binding; 5'-nucleotidase activity. NCBI's taxonomy places the organism in Eukaryota, Metazoa, Chordata, Actinopteri, Syngnathiformes, Syngnathidae. The transcript is spliced from 10 exons.
UCGUGAUCAAGAACCACGUGAUCCCGGAAGAAACGUAAUGCGGAAUCUUUAAAGUACAAACAAUGACAUCCGGCUUACUGUCAACGUUCCUGUUUAAUUUAAAUAUGUAGCAAUUUAUCGUUGAUAUUUGUCUAAAUACACAGUUAGUUUUUUUUAAACGCAAUGUUUGGGCUGAAACGGAGCAAACGUAUCGCCAACAGCGCGGCGUUCUCGCUUAAAAUGUGUUUGCAGGUGUGUAAAAUUCCAUGGCUUUCCACGCCCACGCGAACUCUUCUGGAAAUGUACCCCCCGAAUCCCUCCAAGAUCGAGGUUAUCUCUGAGUUGAGUAAGAGCUCGGUGCUGAUGAGGUCGCGUCGUCAUGUGGAGAAAAAGCUUCAUGCCAUGCGGCAAGAAGGCCCCGCCAGUGUUCAUGUUAUUGCAGACUAUGACAUGACGCUGACCAGAUUCGCCUACAAUGGAAAGAGAGUCCCCACCACUCACAACAUCCUGGACAGCCGGCUGUUGGUUAAUAAGGAAUGUGGCAAAAAGAUGAGGGACCUGUUGAGCACUUAUUAUCCAAUAGAGAUUGAUGCUCGCCUGACUCUUGAGGAAAAGCUUCCCUUCAUGGUGGAGUGGUGGACGAAGGUUCACCAGCUGCUGGUUGAGCAGAAGAUCAGGAAGGAUCUUCUCGCUCAAGCUGUCAGGGAGUCUUCUUCAAUGCUGAGGGACGGCUACAAAGUCUUCUUUGACUGUCUGGCUGAUGAGAACAUUCCUCUGCUGAUCUUCUCUGGCGGUGUUGGAGAUGUCCUGGAGGAGAUGAUCCGCCAGCACCACGUCUUCCAUCCCAACAUCCACGUCAUUUCCAACUACAUGGACUUUGACAACACUGGUGUUCUGCGAGCAUUCAAAGGUCCGCUGAUUCACACCUUCAACAAGAGUCAAGGUGCGCAGUCACACGCCGCCCGCUUCCCAGAACUCCACGCCCACCCCAACGUGCUGCUGCUGGGAGACUCCCUGGGGGACCUCAACAUGGCGGCAGGGGUGCCCGCGCCCCGCAACAUCCUCACUUUAGGCUUCCUCAAUGACCAGGUGGACGAGAGGAGGGAGUCCUACAUGAACUCUUUUGACAUCGUGCUGGUGAAGGAUGAGACGAUGGACAUUCCGAACUCCAUCCUCAGGUUUUUGACGUCAUCUGGAGCCAACAAGUAAGACUGAAUGGACUAUUUUUAUUUUUAUCGCUUUUCGCAUGGAAAUACCUCCCUCUGACCUCAGGACACAUUUGGACCCCUAUUCUUUAAGACUCUAAGAACCCUGUCAGAGAGCUCCUAACUCAACAUAAAACAUCUUAGCUUAGGAGGGGUGGAAUGGAUAGAAACUUCUAGUGUCUUGAUGAGGAAUUUGGUUGACCCUUUUGGUAGGUAUUCAUCAUGUUAUAUGAAUUAUCAGCUAUACUUUAAAAGUAUUCUACGAAUGUAUGAAAACUUAUGCCCUUGUGCUAGUUAUACUUCUUAGCUCAAAAAUAGUUGCCAUGCUGGUAUUUUUUCCACUUUCAACAUUUUAACUUAAUAACUUAAUAAGGGACGGCGUGGCGCAGUGGAAGAGUGGCCGUGCGCAACCCGAGGGUCACUGGUUCAAAUCCCACCUAGAACCAACCUCGUCACGUCCGUUGUGUCCUGAGCAAGACACUUCACCCUUGCUCCUGAUGGGUGCUGGUUGGCGCCUUGCAUGGCAGCUCCCUCCAUCAGUGUGUGAAUGUGUGUGUGAAUGGGUAAAUGUGGAAGUAGUGUCAAAGCGCUUUGAGUACCUUGAAGGUAGAAAAGCACUAUACAAGUACAACCCAUUUAUCAUUUAAUUAGCAUUUAGGAGGGUAAAAUGGCUUAGCUUUAAUCAAUGUCUGAUUGCUGGCCUGUAAGAAGCAGUGUUGAUUGGCUUUCAUUUAUGGUGGUGUUGCAUUGUGGCGUUGGAUUGGAGAAGUGAAUCUCCAUUUUUUUACCUUGCUUCGGGAACUCAUAAGUCAGCGUUUUUCAACCUUAUGUGAGCCGAGUUGCAUUUUUUUCACAGAAAAAAUCCAGAGGCACACCCCUAGCAGAAAAUGUUACAAAAUGAAACUCAAUAGUCUAUAUUGACAGUAGAAAGUUGUUCUCAUAAAAUACCUGACACAGUUGUUCAAUAGGAAUUUCAAACCAUAAAGAUAACCAUCCAUGCUUCACUAAUUCGCUUGUCUCAAAGUAGGCCUACAAAGCAAUUAGCUACCUGCUGCCACCUACUGAUAUGGAAGAGUAUUUUGUGGUUACUAUGCCGAUUUCUAGACAGCACAGACACUCAACAAAGGCACAUAUGUGGAUUAUAAUUAUCUGUCCAGCCAUUUUACCUCUUGUUUCAAGCUAAGACUCCGUUAAAAUGUUUGGAAUCACUUUACGACAAAUGUAUUCUUGUUGAGACUGUUCGGAUUCAAAGUGUACACAUUGUGUACUUUUUUCGUGAUUUUAGACUCCUUUAUACAUUGUCUAUAAAUAUUAACGUAUAGAUUGUUGUACAAGGAUGCUCAACAACUUACCAUGCUUUUGUACAAGUUCUAUAUUGUUGCAAACCUUAGUAAUUCUUAGUUACUGCUUUUGUAAGACAUUUUUUUGAGCCUAAAAAUGUAAAAGUUGAACUUAAUAUACACUUUGUUAGGUACAACUGUACAGUCUAUGUACAAAAAUGUAUACUAUAAUGUCUUAAUCAGAUAUUUUUUAAGUGUCUCUAAUAAAACAACUCGUGAGUUGAUAUUACAUUCAAAACAACUAUUUCCAGGUAAACAGUUGUCAUUUUUAAAAUUUAUUUGUAAAAACAGUAAAAAAAAAAAAUUGGUAUUGAUACAACCAAAAUGUUCAAAGUGCACCUAAAAUGUUUAUUUUUUUAAACACAAUUGGCAAUACACAUUUUUUCAUAGGACAUUGGUGCUGGUCGUGUAAUGACUCCCAAUGGUACUGGUCUUGCAUCGAUUCUCCUUUUGUGACGUUGUGUUUUUUUUGUUGACCAUGUUUCAAAUAAGGAUGCUUUGUUUAGUCCUAAAAAUUACAACAGAUCCAUUCACUUCCAGCUAAAGUUACACAUAUAUAUUAAAACAGUUUGUGUCCUUUAAGUGUUGACUUUUUGUCCCUGAGACAAGGAAGGCUCAUCGCGUGCAUCACAACUCGUCGUGCUCAGCCUGUUCCCGCUCUUUGUCCUCGUCCACCUUAAGCUUGAGCUCGUCUGCUGUAAUGCGUCCGUCUUUGUUGCGGUCCUGGUUGGAGAACAUGUCGACGAUGACUUCGUCGGCCGUCAUUCCAGGCUUCAUGCGCCCUUUGCCUUCCAAUACCUGGAGCUUGAUAAACUCGCCAAACUGCGGACCACAACAUAAUGUGAAAUUACUUUUCAGUGUGAUUUUACAUUCAAUGCCCCACACUCGUUUGGACACGUGUAUGUAAAACAUUCGCCACAGUAGAUUUUUGUUUUGCAUAACAGAGCUGUUUUUCCUCCUAAAAUAUGUACCUGACAAAAAUGUCCACUGCAAAGGACACUGGCUCUCAAAUAUGGUCUAGUGGUGGUGUCUGUCUGCUACUAGCAAACAGUAUCAGAUUUACAAUAUAAACUGAUAUAAGACACAAACAGUCCUAGCUCGACGUGUGCCAAUAAGCACAUUAAGUUGGUCUUGUUUUUUAGUGAAGUUUACAAAAGGUAAGCAUACUGGGCUAAGUGAUAAAACAUCAAUUAAAAAAUGUUUUAUAAAAUGUAUUUCUUCCUCGUUGGAAGAAACCGGAAGUUACAAAACAAGAUCGGAUGGAUAAACAAAGCACUCGUUCUCUGAUAACCAAACAACGCAGGAAGUGAUCACUAAUCAGUGGGAGUGACAAACUAACAGCUGGUCAGGUAACCGUAUUAACUAUCAAGGUUGGUUUGCAACAUCUUGUCUUGGGGUUAAUUCUUGAGUGAGGAGAAAAACAAUUAUGAGAAAAUGUGUUUUUAAACCAGUGUGGUCUGUAAAUGAUGUAAGGCGCUCAUCCUUAUUUAAUAGUUUAUAGUUUAUGAUUUUGUUUACAAUGAUUGUUUUCUAUGGUCGUGUUGACAUUUCCUUUCUGCCUUUAUACCAAAAAAGAUCAUAAUCAGCAGGAUUACAUAUAAAUAAAAAUGUUUCCAUUAAAUAUAUGUAUAGAUAAAUAUAUAUAUUCCAUUAAAUAUAUAUUUUUUCCUAGUCCUUUUGAUCAUAAAAAAUUACCACUAAUUAUCGAUAACAACCGGUAUGAAACACAUCGUGAUACAGUUCUCAGCCAUAUCAUCCAGCCGUAUGAUUGGCUAUCGGAGGAGCUAACGACUACACAAUAGGUGUCCUUAAUUCAACAAUAUUCCAGUCUAGAACGGGACAUUUGUCAACAUAAACAAUUACGGUUACAUAUUCACGCAAAAUAUCCAAAGUAGAAUUGUAUUAGAAGGUAUCCAGUAACAAACGUGUCCGCAUCAUUUAACUUAACUUACUAACUUUUGCCAAAAACUAAUUACCACUUGAACGUAUUUAAGGCAAUUAAUAAUAAAUUGCAGGGUUCUUUCUACAUGUAAAACUUCUACAUCUACAUGGCCUGUCGGAGGCGCAUCAGCAGCUAGUCGUGCACCUGAACAGAGUUGACACGAGAGAAUGUUGAAAAUAAAUAUAUUUUAAGCUUAUGAAUGCAUUUCUUCUUCAAGCCAGUGUAAACUACCCUAAAUCUUUUGACAUUACUACCGACAAUGUAGGUUGUGUGCGUCUGCGAACCUCUAUUUGGAUGUCGUUUUGUGGAGUGUGUGUGUUUGUCCCUGUGCAUGUGUGGAUUUUCUCCGGGCACUCCAGUUUCCUCCCACAUUCCAAAAAAGUGCAUGUUAGCUUCAUGGCAAACGAAUUGUCCGUAGAUAUGAAUGUUGGUGUGAAUUAUUGUUUAUAUACAUUAUAUGUGCCAUUAGCUGUGCUAAUCGGAGUUUGAUUUUCUAUGAGCCAGUCCAUUGUACGUUAGCAUUAAGCUAUUAGAAGAGCUCAACCUUCAGCCUGCCUAAUUGUGUUUCUUUUUUCAGUUUAUUCCAAAUUAUAUUAUUAAUUUAAUGUUAUUUUUUCAUGUAUGUACACUUCAUGUGUAUGUAUAUAUAAAUGUAUAUUUUUGGUGUGGGUAGUUUUAAAAUUAUUUUAUUGUGAAGAAUAUCAAAAAAACACUUUUUUAUCAAAUAUAAUUCAAAAGACUGUCCACAUACUUGAAAAAUUAAAUUCCAACAUUCAUGGAGGGCAGCAUAAAGUGUAGCCAGUCUUACUUUUUACAAUAAGUAGCAACCAUUGAAACUGCAUUGAGCAAACAGCACAGUCUUGUUAGAAUUUUUAAAUUAAAUAUAUGCAUCAUUGCAAAUCAAAAUGAGCAAGUCCUAUAUAUUAGAUUGACCACGCCCCCACCACCACAAAGAUAGUGGAGAUCUAGGGGGAAACCCUCAAUAGGUUUGUUUUAUACCUUCUAUUGUUUUUUUUACAGUAAUUACACUUGAUCAAGUGUUUUCUAAUGUUCCACGCUACAAAAUAAGUAUGAACUAGAUUGUUCAUGCUGAUACAAGUAAAAUUCAAAAAAUUUAAAUAUUGGGCUAGAGUUCAACCUCCAAUGUGAAAGAAACUAUUCUGUGAUGAAAACUCAGAUGCAAAAUGAGAUAUGGCAAGCCUUUAUUUUUAAUAAUUUAGAUGACCAUGUCUGAUAGUCAAAUUUUCUGAGAUUUUCAAUGCAACGUUUUCAUAAGCUGCCAUAAAUAUCCAAAUAUAUUGUUGCAUGUUGCGAGCCUAAGUCAUAUAUUAGUUGCACCUCGGAAAUGUAAUCGCAAGAUAGACUAAUUUUUAGUUUCACCUGUACAGUAUUGGAUAACAUAGGUAGCAACUCAUCGGAAGUGAAAAUGUUAUAUUGGGACAAUCCACAAUGUGACCUUUUGCUUCGACACACUGUCACUUUUUUUGAUGUCAACGCACCUCCUCUUCGGGGACUUCUCCGUCCUUGUUGAUGUCCAGCGCCUGGAAGAGUUCAGUGGGCGUGUCAUCCAGCCACACAAACAGGUAACCAGGCGGCACGCCCUUCUCGAAGCUUGCCAUUUCCACGUCAAAGACCAGCACGGCGCUGCCGGGCACGCCGGUGGCUGCAAACGUCACCAGGUCACGUCAACACUCUCCUUUCCGUCAUGUUUGGCAUUUAGGGCAGCGCUCACCUCCUUUUUCUCCGUGGCCCAAGUGAGGGGGAACUGUCACCAGCCUCCUUUCCCCAAUGCACAUGCCGUGCAGACCCUCGUCCAGACCGUCAAUCACCUUGUCCGAGCCCAGGACCGCAUCCUGCAAGGUCUUGUAGUCGUGUCUGACAAGCGAGGGGACACACGGCAUCAUGGCUCAGACUCAAUACUCUAAGUCUUGCGUUUCAUGGAAUUACCAGCAUCUGGCAAAGUUCACCAGUAACUACUUGCAACAAAAUAUCAACUCACCUCAUUUUUUACAGCAUGAUAUGAAAUUGUUAACUAAACGGUGUCAAUGUCCUAUGGCAGUGGUUCUCCAACUUUUUUCUACUACAUACCACCUCAGAAACACUUGGCUCUCCAAGUACCACCAUAAUGAGCAACAAAAAAAUACAGUGGCGUAGUAGGCCUAAAUAUUAAUUAAACAAGUUAGAUUUUAAUAAACCGGCAUAUUUGUAUUUUCAGCCACUGUAACAUUAUUAAAUGUUCAAACACUGUGACUGUUCAAAUCGUGUGUAAUGUUACAGUGGCCGAAAAUACAAAUAUGUAUUUGUGUUUGAAUAUUUAAAACAGUGAUUCUUUGGCAUACCACUAGAUGGCGCCCGACUACCACUAAUAUCGCGAGUAUCACAGUUUGAGAAAGACUGUCUUAUGGGACAACAGAAAAGAUAUCAAUUGACCAGGCUUUGGCCAGAUGACCUUCCAUGCCAUUAGUUGUUUGUCCAUUAACAGGUCAGAGUGGGUCCUGCCCCAUUAUAAGGGUUUUAAACUUUCUUAAGCAGUAAUAUUGCAAGCUAACUAAAUAAGUGAAUACAACCCGGAGGUCAGCAACCCAAAAUGCUGAAAAGCCGUAUUGGACCAAAACAAAAAUCUGUCUGGAGCUGCAAAAAAUGUAAAAAGGCUUUAUAAGUGUUAUAAUGAAGGCAACACAUGAUGUAAGUGCCUAUAUUAAACUACUAUCAAAAUGACUAUGUGUCGCAGGCUGAUGCAAAUAUUCUUUGAGAGAAAUGUUGAAAUAUAUUUAUUCUACACAUUUUUACAACAUUGGAAAACAUUACUAAAACAGAGGCUUCUCAGAGGGUGUGAUAACUCCUGGACAUUACUGGCUUAAAAUGGCCAAAGGUAAAGAUGUGUGUGUUCAAGUUGAAGGAAACGGAAACUACAGAUAAAAUGACCUCAAAUAUACAAACUACAAGGCAUAAUGAUGCAUUAUGUACAUACAACUGGCAUUAAUAGCAUUGAUUAGCUUGCAGUCAUGCAGUGACCAAAUAUGUCUGCUUAGCACUCCACACAAGUCAAUAACUUUAACAAAGCUCACCUCUGUGAGCUUUGUUAAUGUUUGGUGUAAAACGUUUGGUGGACAGAUAGAGACAAAGAAUGAGUGGCAUAAAACAUCUUUCUGUGGCAGCAUCAAGGAAAGUUGUACAUGCAAACAAACUACGGUGCGUUCAAGGACUUCCGAAAUGACAAAAUGGUAUGCGCCAAAUACUCUCAUCAGUAAAGCAUGUUUAAUGUAAACAGUGGGAUUUCUAAUUAGGAAAGUUUGUGUCAUGUUUGUCCUCCUACAGACACCAUAUUAAAACAUAAAAUAUGUAUUUUUCCAUUUUCAUAAAUUUUUUUUAAAAGCUCCAGGGAGCUACUAGGGCAGCACUAAAGAGCCACUUGUGGCUUGAAAGCCGUAGAGGUAAAAAAAAAAAGGAGUUUACUUACGAGGAGAAGAGUCGUGUGCCGUCCACCAGGGUGCAGUUGUAGUGGUAGCGGACCAGGUCGUUGGUGGCCGUGGUUUCAUUGCAAACGUCGGGUUUGUGAAGGAUCUGGAUGUCCACUUUGUCGCUCGGGUUGUGGAAGUCGAUGAUGUGGAGGUCAAAGAG